Messenger RNA from Cryptococcus wingfieldii CBS 7118, 2307 nucleotides. RefSeq lists its product as hypothetical. Bases 1 to 2307 code for a protein of 768 amino acids. The transcript has 5 exons. Lineage: Eukaryota; Fungi; Basidiomycota; Tremellomycetes; Tremellales; Cryptococcaceae. Gene Ontology annotation, cellular component: trans-Golgi network; exomer complex. The record is from RefSeq and is a predicted model, not a curated record. Gene Ontology annotation, molecular function: protein dimerization activity. Gene Ontology annotation, biological process: Golgi to plasma membrane transport; conjugation with cellular fusion.
AUGGCGGCCCUCACCCAUCAGCAGCCCAAGAUGGAGCAAUUCACCUUCACCCUCGGCAAGCUGGACGCUGGUAUGGCCAUCUUGCUCGGUCCCAACGCCCACCUGCUAGAGUUCCCAUCCCUUCUUCUACCCACACCAUCGCCCGGAAUGCCUCCACUCGGCCCAGGAUCCAUUUUGACAAUCACCGUCGCUCGAGAUCUCCAAGCUGAGCUCUCGGCCCAACAAGCAUUCGCCGACCUCCAAUCCUCUAUCCUCUCCUCGUUCACUGUUCCUCCCACCGCUCCCACUCUCAGACUGAGAAACGUGACACAGACAAAUGUGUGUGUGGAGUGGGACAACAUCAAUGUGGGGAGUGCAGAGUUCAGAGGCUUGGAGAUGUUGCGCAAUGGACAGCGAUGGGGACGAGUCGGUGGUGAUUCUGGCCUGGGAGGAAAGAAAGAGAAAACCGAGUGGAAGACGGGGGGCUUGCAGAGCGGUGAGGAGUAUACGUUUCAAUUGGUACUCAAGACUACCGCCGGGACCUACUCCUCUAACUUGAUUCGAACCAGAACGCAUACAAUGGACAAUCUCACUGGUCUUCUGGUUUGUUUCGGCCCCGUACAACCUCCUCAUCUGCUCGAGCAGCUGCGCUACACUUUGCGUCAAAUCAACGCUCGCGAAUCACCUGGAGUAGCUCUGGAUACGACGCAUUUCGUCUGCACGUCGCCUAUUGUGGGCGGGGAUGAGCAUGGAAGAGGUGGUGGCCCGGAUGUGGAGUACCAAGAGGCGACGAGAAGCAAUCUGCCUAUAGUCAGCCCAGGGUGGUUGUUAGCUGUUGCUGAGCAGCGCAAGCUGGUACCAAUCUCACAAUAUCACCUACCCACUCUUCCAUCUACGGCCUUCCAAGAAUCCAACGCCCCCGUCUUCCGCCGUCCAUCUCCUCUCGACCUGAAACGGACUUCACUGUCACUUCAAUCACCCGCAUCAUCACCCACGACCGACGCCGAGGAUGUCAACAGGGCUCCGAGUCCCGAGACGGUAGCAAGGAUGAGCAUGCACGCUUCGCCAUCCCCUACUCAGGGCGAGUUCAGUCCUGGGAUAGCCGAAGGCAAGGGUCGACACGAUAGCUUGGACAGCAAGAAGGAGAGACAAGGCAGCCUGGAUAGCAAUUCCAGAAGAACGAGGAGUCCAAAACCUGAGGCUAAUGGAAAGCUUGACAGGCGAGUUUUGAGCUUCAAAUUCCCGCUCGCCACAGGAUCUCCUGUUCAGUCACCUACCAGAACUUCGCCCCUCUCCCAAUCCCAAACCGCAUUCUCAGUCGAUCAGCAAAUUGACACCUCGACCGCCCCGUCUUCAUACUCGGUACACGAGACGGAAACACAGGCGGAGGCUUCUUCGGCAAUCUCUUCAGCUGAGACCAAUGUCGAGGACGUGAAGCGAAUCAGCACCCCACCUAUCGUCGUUGAUCACGCUAUGCCUGAAGCGUACGAAGAACCGGUCAGCGCAGCAACCCUGACUGAGCCUGAGCCUCAAGACAGGGCGGAGAAGGCUUCGACGAUUGAUGAGGCUGUAAAGGAGUUCCAGCAAGUGGUUGAAGGGCCGAAGGCUUCACCGGCAGUAGAACCUGAGCAUGACGCCAAGGCGGAUGCCGUUAAUUCCGAGCCUUCCGCUGCGUCAGUACCGGAAGUGAAGAAGGAUGAUCUCAUUACCGCCAAAGAAGAACAGGUGACGGAGGAGACUCCUGGAGUGCCCGAGUUGUUUACUCCGGCACCCGUCAAGGAUGCGCCGACUCCCGUUGAAACGCCUCCUCUUCCAGAGACUCCAGAGCUCGCCGGGGAGACUCCUGCGCUUGUUGAAGAGACCCCCGCUCCCGUCAAAGAAACUCUUGACAACGCCGAGAACGAGAAUAUCCCCACUCCUAUCGAGACUCCUGCUCUCCCAGAGACCCCAGAGCUUGUCGGAGAGACGCCCGGCCUAGUCGAAGAGACACCUGCGCCCGUCGGGGAGGACGAGCUGUCCAACACUGAGAACGAAAACAUCCCCACUCCAGCCGAACGUGCAUCAGAGCCCGUCGCUACGACAACCUCCGCAGAUGCGCCAGAUACCGUUCUUGAAACGACUGCUGUCAGUGGGAUAUCAACCCCCACCGAGUCUACUGCUACGUUGACAAAGUCUCAAAAGAAGAAGCAGAAGAAGAAGGCCAAGGCGGCUGCUGCUGUUCCUACUCCUAUCGGAUCUGGGACGGGUGCGGUGAACGGGGCUGAGGUCGAUGCUGAGGUGGAGGCGGAAUCGAAAGGAGAGGGGAUGGAUGAGAUUGAUUUGAAUUGA